This is a messenger RNA of Echinococcus granulosus, 1443 nucleotides long. RefSeq names its product tRNA-nucleotidyltransferase. Gene Ontology annotation, molecular function: RNA binding; nucleotidyltransferase activity. Gene Ontology annotation, biological process: RNA processing. The record is from RefSeq and is a predicted model, not a curated record. The transcript is spliced from 5 exons. The coding region runs from base 1 to 1443 and encodes 480 amino acids. Lineage: Eukaryota; Metazoa; Platyhelminthes; Cestoda; Cyclophyllidea; Taeniidae.
AUGGUGGAAAAGAACAAGUACCACCGACAAAAAGUUUUGUUUGCUCAAACUUCUGUGCCGAUGUCAUCUUCCAAGAACGAAAUGGCGAUCAUUGGAAGUGACAAGUCCAUCGACUUAUCUCGUGUUGAAGCCUUCCACAGUCCAGAGUUCGUUUACAUAAACAACCUUUUUCGCAAGUUUGGUUAUGAAAUUCGUGUUGCUGGGGGUGGUGUUCGAGACAUUCUCAUGAAAAAGGAACCGAAGGAUAUUGAUUUAGCAACCACAGCAACACCCACACAGAUGAUUGAUAUGUUCACGAAAGAGGAAUUGAGAAUUUUAAAUCGCAAUGGGGAGUCUCAUGGGACAGUUACUGUUCGAAUCAACGAUAAGGUGAACUAUGAGAUCACAACUCUUAGAAUUGAUUCAAACCAAGAUGGGCGUCACGCAAAUGUAUCUUUUACCAAGGAUUGGCAGUUAGAUGCUAGCAGAAGAGACUUAACUGUCAAUUCCAUGUUCAUCGAUGUCAGCUUUGGUGAUCUCGGGACAAACAUUACCGGUGAUGGCGCAAGAUAUCCCAUACGUGGGAAACUUUACGACUUUUUUAACGGGUAUGAGGAUUUGGAACAUCGGCGCAUUCGAUUCGUUGGUGAACCCGCGGAACGAAUUAAGGAGGACUAUCUUCGUAUCCUUCGUUACUUCCGCUUUCACGCACGUCUUGCCACAGAUCCUAACAACCAUGAUAAGGCUGCUUUGAAAGCUAUCGCCGAGAAUAGCAAGGGCUUGGAGAAAAUCGCUGGGGAGCGAAUAUGGACGGAACUAAGGCUCAUUUUCGGCUAUCCAUCUGCGCCGUCCCUGUUGCGUUAUAUGGCCGACACUGGCGUCACGGAGGCUUGCGGCCUGCCUGCGAAGCCGAAUUUAACGGAGAUGGAUAGGGUCUUUGCUAGCGGUAUUCUCGAUCGUCACGCGAAUCCUGCGACAUGUGCCGCCGCUGCUUUUGGUUCUAUAGAUGAAGUGGACACACUGAUUCAAAGAAUUCGUCCUUCCAUCCUGGAGCAGAACAUUCUCCACUUCCUUGUCGAAUGGAGACAGUCUCUGUCAGCCGAUGGCAACAUCAUCGAACGCCUGCAGCGCGAAUAUCUUCUCUCCCUCGACCAGACUCGAUUAAAACCCAUCUUUACCGAAGCAGUACGCUACCUCUGCACCUCCGACGACCUUGACGCCUGGUUGGCUUGGGAAGCACCUCGCUUUCCUCUCAACGGUAUCAUAGUGACCGAGAAGUGGGGCGUCAAGGGUCGACAACUGCGACCGGUUUUGCAGGGUCUUCGGAAGAUCUGGGUGGAAUCAGGAUGCAUCAUGGAAAAGGAGGCAUUGCUGGAUGCGGGGGUUUUCCAGAAGGUGUCGCAGAUGCCGCCAGAGGAGGUUGAGAGGAAUCCUAUUGUUCCCGCUAAACGACGAAAGCGGUAG